UCUGUCCAGCUCGAGGAGGAGCAGCAGGGUCUGCAGAAGAAGCUGAAGGGGACGGAGGAUGAGGUGGAGAAGUACUCGGAGAACGUCAAGGACGCUCAGGAGAAGCUGGAGCAGGCGGAAAAGAAAGCCACGGAUGCUGAGGCAGAGGUGGCCUCCCUGAACCGCCGCAUCCAGCUGGUAGAGGAGGAGCUAGACCGGGCCCAGGAGCGCCUGGCCACUGCGCUGCAGAAGCUGGAGGAGGCAGAGAAGGCAGCUGAUGAGAGCGAGAGGGGCAUGAAGGUCAUCGAGAACAGGGCCAUGAAGGACGAGGAGAAGAUGGAGCUCCAGGAGAUGCAGCUGAAAGAGGCCAAGCACAUAGCGGAGGAGGCCGACCGCAAAUACGAGGAGGUUGCCCGCAAACUGGUGGUCAUUGAGGGGGAGCUGGAGCGCUCUGAGGAGAGGGCAGAGGUUGCAGAGAGCCGUAUGAGGCAGCUGGAAGAAGAGCUGCGGACCAUGGACCAGACCCUCAAGUCCCUGAUCGCCUCAGAGGAAGAGUACUCCACCAAGGAAGACAAAUACGAGGAGGAGAUCAAGAUUCUAACAGAGAAACUGAAAGAGGCUGAGACCCGAGCGGAGUUUGCAGAGCGCUCGGUGGCGAAGCUGGAGAAAACCAUUGAUGACUUGGAAGAGAACCUGGCCAGUGCCAAAGAGGAGAACGUGGGCAUCCACCAAGUGCUGGACCAGACCCUGCUGGAGCUCAACAACCUCUGAGCCGCCCGCGCGGCUGCAGGGCACGGAGCGCCGCGCCGCGCCGCGGCCAAACGCACACCCGGGACGAGGGCGCCGCGCCGCGCCGCGCCGGCCCAGGGCGCCCGGACACCCGCCCCGCCUCUUCCCUCAUUAAAGCAGUUUGACAAAC
Messenger RNA from Alligator sinensis (Chinese alligator), 898 nucleotides. RefSeq names its product tropomyosin beta chain. The record is from RefSeq and is a predicted model, not a curated record. Gene Ontology annotation, molecular function: actin filament binding. The annotation marks the transcript as partial. NCBI's taxonomy places the organism in Eukaryota, Metazoa, Chordata, Crocodylia, Alligatoridae. Gene Ontology annotation, biological process: actin filament organization; muscle contraction. The transcript is spliced from 8 exons. Gene Ontology annotation, cellular component: actin filament.